Molecule: messenger RNA, 12051 nt
Organism: Chinchilla lanigera (long-tailed chinchilla)
Lineage: Eukaryota; Metazoa; Chordata; Mammalia; Rodentia; Chinchillidae
Gene: Atp11b
Product: ATPase, class VI, type 11B
Biological process (GO): phospholipid translocation
Cellular component (GO): endoplasmic reticulum; trans-Golgi network; plasma membrane
Molecular function (GO): ATP binding; magnesium ion binding; ATPase-coupled intramembrane lipid carrier activity
Source: RefSeq, a predicted model, not a curated record
GGUUUUGACCCACCCCAUCAAAGUGACACAAGAACUAUUUACAUAGCCAACAGGUUUCCUCAGAAUGGCCUUUACACACCUCAGAAAUUUAUAGAUAACCGGAUAAUUUCAUCUAAGUAUACUGUGUGGAAUUUUGUUCCAAAAAAUUUAUUUGAACAAUUCAGAAGAGUGGCAAACUUUUAUUUUCUUAUUAUAUUUUUGGUUCAGCUUAUGAUUGAUACACCUACCAGUCCAAUUACCAGUGGACUUCCAUUAUUCUUUGUGAUAACAGUAACCGCCAUAAAGCAGGGAUAUGAAGAUUGGUUACGCCAUAACUCAGAUAAUGAAGUAAAUGGAGCUCCUGUUUAUGUUGUUCGAAGUGGUGGCCUUGUAAAAACCAGAUCAAAAAACAUUCGGGUGGGGGAUAUUGUUCGAGUAGCCAAAGAUGAAAUCUUCCCUGCAGACUUGGUGCUUCUCUCCUCAGAUCGACUUGAUGGUUCAUGUCACGUUACCACUGCCAGUUUGGAUGGAGAAACAAACCUAAAGACACAUGUGGCCGUUCCAGAAACAGCAGUAUUACAAACAGUUGCCAAUUUGGACAGUCUUGUAGCUGUAAUAGAAUGCCAGCAGCCUGAAGCAGAUUUGUACAGAUUCAUGGGGCGAAUGAUAAUAACUCAGCAAAUGGAAGAAAUUGUAAGGCCUCUGGGCCCAGAGAGUCUUUUACUUCGUGGAGCCAGAUUAAAAAACACCAAAGAAAUUUUUGGUGUUGCUGUGUACACUGGAAUGGAAACUAAGAUGGCAUUAAAUUACAAGAGCAAGUCACAGAAAAGAUCUGCUGUGGAAAAAUCAAUGAACACAUUUUUGAUAAUUUAUCUAAUAAUACUUAUUUCUGAAGCCAUCAUCAGUACUAUCUUGAAAUAUACAUGGCAAGCUGAAGAAAAAUGGGAUGAACCUUGGUAUAACCAAAAGACAGAACAUCAGAGAAAUAGUAGUAAGAUUCUGAGAUUUAUUUCUGAUUUCCUUGCUUUUCUGGUACUCUACAAUUUCAUCAUUCCAAUUUCAUUAUAUGUAACAGUAGAAAUGCAGAAAUUUCUUGGAUCAUUUUUUAUUGGCUGGGAUCUUGAUCUCUAUCAUGAGGAAUCAGAUCAGAAAGCUCAAGUCAAUACUUCAGACCUGAAUGAAGAACUUGGGCAGGUGGACUAUGUGUUCACAGAUAAAACUGGAACACUGACAGAGAAUGAGAUGCAGUUCCGGGAAUGUUCAGUUAAUGGCAUAAAGUACCAAGAAAUCAAUGGGAGACUUGUACCUGAAGGACCAACACCUGACUCUUCAGAAGGAAACUUACCUUAUCUUAGUGGUUUUUCCCACCUUAGCAACUUAGCCCAUCUUACAGGCAGUUCCUCUUUUAGAACCAGCCCUGAAAAUGAAACCGAACUAAUUAAAGGACAUGAUCUCUUCUUCAAAGCAGUUAGUCUCUGCCACACUGUGCAGAUCAGCCAUGUUCAAAGCGACGGCAUCGGUGACGGUCCCUGGCAGGCCAGCCUGGCAUCCCCCCAGCUGGAGUACUACGCAUCCUCCCCAGACGAGAAGGCUCUGGUAGAAGCUGCCGCAAGAAUUGGCAUUGUAUUUAUUGGCAGUUCUGAAGAAAUUAUGGAAAUUAAAAUACUUGGAAAACUGGAACGGUACAAACUGCUUCAUGUUCUGGAAUUUGAUUCAGAUCGUCGGAGAAUGAGUGUAAUUGUUCAAGCAUGUUCAGGUGAGAAGCUCUUAUUUGCUAAAGGAGCGGAAUCAUCAAUUCUCCCUAAAUGCAUAGGUGGAGAAAUAGAGAAAACCAGAAUUCAUGUAGAUGAAUUUGCUUUGAAAGGGUUAAGAACUCUGUGUGUAGCUUAUAGACAGUUUACACCUAAAGAGUACGAAGAAAUAGACAGACGCCUUUUUGAAGCCAGGACUGCCUUGCAGCAGCGGGAAGAAAAACUGGCUGAAGUCUUCCAGUUCAUAGAGAGGGACCUGGUACUACUUGGGGCCACAGCAGUAGAAGACAGACUACAAGAUAAAGUUCGAGAAACGAUUGAAGCACUGAGAAUGGCUGGUAUCAAAGUAUGGGUCCUUACUGGCGAUAAACACGAAACCGCUGUUAGUGUGAGUUUAUCGUGUGGACAUUUUCAUAGGACGAUGAACAUCCUUGAACUUAUUAAUCAGAAGUCAGACAACGAAUGUGCUGAGCAGUUGAGGCAGCUUGCCAGAAGAAUUAAAGAGGAUCAUGUGAUUCAGCAUGGGUUGGUAGUGGAUGGGACCAGCCUGUCUCUUGCACUCAGGGAGCAUGAAAGGCUAUUUAUGGAAGUUUGCAGAAAUUGUUCAGCUGUAUUAUGCUGUCGUAUGGCACCGUUGCAGAAAGCAAAAGUAAUUAGACUGAUAAAAAUCUCACCAGAGAGACCUAUAACGUUGGCUGUUGGCGAUGGUGCUAAUGACGUAAGCAUGAUACAAGAAGCACAUGUUGGCAUAGGAAUCAUGGGUAAAGAAGGCAGGCAGGCUGCAAGAAACAGUGACUAUGCAAUAGCUAGAUUUAAAUUCCUCUCCAAACUCCUUUUUGUUCAUGGUCAUUUUUAUUAUAUCAGAAUAGCUACCCUUGUACAGUAUUUUUUUUAUAAGAAUGUGUGCUUUAUCACACCCCAGUUUUUAUAUCAGUUCUACUGUUUGUUUUCUCAACAAACUCUGUAUGACAGCAUGUACCUGACUUUGUACAAUAUUUGUUUUACUUCCCUACCUGUUCUGAUAUAUAGUCUUUUGGAACAGCAUGUAGACCCUCAUGUAUUACAGAACAAGCCUACUCUCUAUCGGGAUAUUAGUAAGAAUCGUCUCUUAAGCAUUAAAACAUUUCUUUAUUGGACUAUCCUGGGUUUCAGUCAUGCCUUUAUUUUCUUUUUUGGAUCCUAUUUUCUGAUGGGGAAGGAUAUAUCUCUGCUUGGAAAUGGCCAGAUGUUUGGAAACUGGACAUUUGGUACUUUGGUCUUCACAGUCAUGGUUAUUACAGUUACAGUAAAGAUGGCUUUGGAAACUCAUUUUUGGACUUGGAUCAACCAUCUUGUUACCUGGGGAUCUAUUAUAUUUUAUUUUAUAUUUUCUUUGUUUUAUAGUGGAAUUCUCUGGCCAUUUUUGAGCUCCCAGAAUAUGUACUUUGUAUUUAUUCAGCUCCUAUCAAGUGGUUCUGCUUGGUUUGCCAUCAUCCUUAUGGUUGUAACUUGUCUGUUUCUUGAUGUUGUGAAGAAGGUAUUUGACCGACAGCUCCAUCCUACAAGUACUGAAAAGGCACAGAUGUACUCCAACACAGUCGCUUUCAGUGACGAGUUCAUCGCACUGCAGCCUUUGUCCAGGGCAAGGGAUCAGCUGAGCAGACUUAGCUUACUGAAACAAAUGCAAGUGUCAAGUGCUUGGACUCCAUGUGCUGCUUCCCAGGAGAAGCAGCGAGCGCGUCUGUUAGAAGAAUGCUGGAGCGAGCGCUAGGAAGGUGCGGCCCCGCUCACCUCAGCAGGUGUGACAUUUCUCUAAGUAGCCUUUGCUGCAGAUGAGUGUCCUGAACCCGGAGCAGGACGGACCUGCAGCUCUAGAUGCCCAGUAAAUCAGCAGCCGGUUUUACCAAACUGAAGCGGGAAGUCUCCUGUCUGCUAGCACUCUGGUGGUAGAUCUCAGUGUGGGGCUUUGCGGGGGGCUCUUUUACUCACAGAGGAAGAAAAGGCACCUUUGAAGAGACUGCAUCCGAUGAACAGAGUCCUGUUGACAAUCAUUCUGAAUGUGGUGAAUAGGAGUAUGUAUGUGGUACUUUUUCUUGGUCGGUUGAACUUUCUUUUUUAAAUUAUACUACUGUUUCAUUUUCCGCUGGUAUUUCCCCCUGCUUUUUGUCUUUACAAAGCAAUCUUCAUGUACAGGAAAGUCAGAAGUCCUUGCUUUCUCUAUUCUUCGUGUAUAUUUUCUUACCAGUCAUUCGGGGUUCUACACAAAAAGCUGCAUUUCUGUGUCCUGCCCCUUUUUAAUGUCUGUAAUUGUUUUGGAAUGAGUUAAGAUUUUUAAGUUUCUUUUACUUGGCAUUUAUUGAUUAACUAAAUUAUAGAUCAGAAGAAUCUUAGCAUUUUUGUCUCCUCCCAAAUACAUUUCUUCAUUGAAACUUAUCACAGCUUCCUUUUAUGAACCGUAACCAAAAAAAAGACAAUUUUUGGUAAAUGCCAUUUAAAAAUCACUUAAAGGUAAAUGGAUUCAUUUCUUCAUAUGGUUGCCCGAGGUGUAUGUCAUUAUUGAGGGGACACUGCAAAGUAAGUAAACACUUUGCAUUUGGUGUUGGUUAGGCGAAUGAUAUCAUAUUCACAAAACAGAAGCCGUGUUUCCCUGGGGUACGUGGAGGGUUACAGUGGGCGCGGGCUGAUGUAGAUGACCAUUUUCCCGGACCGGUGCCACAUUCCGUGCACCACUUUCUGUGCGUACCACUGCUUACAAAGCUUCAUUCCUUGAGGCACGGAACACGGAAUUUAAUCUAUUGAUAAAAAAAUUGUUUUAAUGUUUGGUUACCUUUGUGUUUUAAAAAAAGGAUGAGUAUGAUAUCAUUUGUGUAUUAAAAUGUGGGUAACUUUUAUUGGUGAACUCUUGGGCCUCACUUUACUUUUGGCCAUGUCUUUAUGGUACAGUUAAGUUGAUAAAUAGCAUUUUUAUGUUAACAUAAUACCUAUGGUUUCAAUCCCCACUUAUUCUGACUUGAUUAUAACAUGUGAUUCAAAAUAGUUCCAUAAUACUGUGAUACCAUUUUGGAGUAAGUUCAUCCCACAUCAAAGGAUUACUGUGCAUGGUUAAAUUUAAUGAGAUUUUGUUAUGUCUUACACAGUUGUAUUAUAAAAUGCACUAUAAAAAAGUAGCUCUUUCAUGUACCUAGGCUAGUGAGUUUCCCGUCCCUGGGCUCGUGAUGUUCCAGAAGGAUCUGACACACCGUGUUGUUUUAGAUAACACGGCUUCCCCACACAGUCCAGAAUGGGAAACAGACUAAGAUACUAUGAUAAGAACUACAGAAUUUUAAAAAUUUCUAGUUCAACAUCAAUUCCUCUUCAAUAACAGUGUAUAUCUUUGCUAAUGAUUUAUUUAAAACCUAGAUUAAUUUUAAAACAGCCAGGGUGUUUUCGCUUUGUGCGUGCUCCCAGCUCUUUGCUAUAAACCACAAGCCUCCGUGCCCCAUCACCUCGCAGCGGCUCUCGUUCUGUGGCCGCCCUUGCGAGCCGGCCUGGGCGCUGUUGGCGGCUCUGGAAAACUCCCUUGAGGGGCUCUUGCCAUCUCUACUUCUCUUCUCUCGUGUGCCAUACUCUUUCUAAGAUGUUUUUCUGAUAAAAUGUUUAACUUAGUAAUUAAGUAACGUAUCUGGCAGAUUAUAAAUGCCUUUGCAGUGUUGUCCAGCAUUACAGGUUACAGUAUUAAUGACUUUCGUCAUUUUUCUCCUUUUUCUGUAGAUGAUUCUAAAGUCUUUUGAGAUCAGUUACUGUUAAAAGUUUCCUAGGGGAUAAAAUCGUACAGUACACAGGGCUACUUGGUGCUUUUCAAAGGGCUAUGUGAACAUGUAGUUAGUCGUUCUGGCGUGUAGUCUUGCUUCUGUGUCCUGCAGAAGAGUGUACUUGUGCAGUGUGUUUGGGGUUUGCGUGUUGGUUUUCAAGCAGCCUGUGUCCUGCAUUUCUGUUUCGUGUCGAAUUGGAGGACGGGACAGAUCUGAGACUCCGUGACACGGUGCAGAAGCCCUUGGCUGCUUGUUCUUUUGACAUACAGAAGUAAUGGGCAUCAUUGGAGAAAUACAACAGGGAUUUUAUAUGACAGAUUUCUCUACUGCUUAAAUUCUUAUCUAGACAAAAAAGUUUUACUUACAUUUUAGUAUUUGAUGUUUUCAAAGGAAUAUGCCAUAUUGAAAGCUCAGCUUCCAGGGGAGCAGCACGGUGCUAUAUAAGGAUAUGCCAUGCUGUACCCUAAAGAGCUGUACUGCAGCAGUGAAGAUUUUCUAUACAUAUUGUACUAAUAGUACAGUAUUCUAAUCAAAAUGACCUUUGACAUAGGACAGAAGGAAGGAGUUAAUAUACAAGUUCAGGUGUUUAAUGUCUGUCAAAAAUGAUAACAACAUUGAGUGCACGUGUGUUCUUUGAAAAGAUGAGACAUAAAGGAAAACGGAAUGAGUUUUCUUCAGCUGGGGAGGUAGCUCAGUAGUGGAGCACUUGUCUCACAUACAUGAGGUGCUGGGUUCAGUCCCCAGUAGCAUCAAAAAAAAGCUUUCUUCAGUGUAAGGAAUGGGUGGAAAAGGGAAAAACUAAUAUAAAAUACUAGCAAUUUAGACUUUGGCUCCAGAUAGGGUGUUUGCAAUUAAGUUAUAGUUAAAAACAUAGUCCCCCCCCCAAUACUUACAGUGUACAAAUUCUCCAUAUUCUUAUUUUAGUCAUUUAUUCUACAAAUGCUGGGUGCCUGAUGCACGCAGGACACAGUUGCAGGUGCUGGAGCGGCAGAAGGGAACAGGCGCGCUGUCCCUGUCCAGGCUGUUCCGGAAGCCAGGGCAGGUAGAGAGCUGUGCAGGCGCUGGGGCUCGCCCGGCUCUGUGGUGUUCCUCAUCGCAGACUUGGCCAUGGCUGCGCCCUGCGCUGCGUCCAACCUGAAUUGCCCCAGACACCGAGGGUCUGUAGAAAACAAGACAUUUGGUGAAGAGCCCGUGCGGCCUUCUGAACGCCAGCUCUCUCUGACACCUCUUCAGAGCGUGUGUCCUCCCUUAACGUGAAACACGCUUAUCACUGAGUGCUGUUAAUUGCAUAAGAAAAGCCACCUUUUCCUUGAUCUGACGCUGUCCUUGAGCUAGUCUGUUUUAAGCAUGGCAAGCUACUUUUGGUCAUGUGCUAUUUUAGUUUAAAUUAGUUGAAGCCAAUUUAAAUUUACAGCUGCAAAUAAAGUACUACCUGUUGGAUUGCUUAAGGCCUUUUCGCUCAGAUAGUAGUUUACUUUUCCAAACCAGUCAAGGAUCAUUUUUCCUUAGUUCAGUAAAAGUGCCAGUGCCCUGCAAGUGUCUGUGUUAUCUUUGAGUAAACCAUUUACUUCAUUCAAGCUGAUUAGGCUAAAAUAUCUAGUGCAGAAUUUGUAGCUGCAGUAUGUGACCAGUAAUGUGAACAUGCUAUUUCAUUCCAAGGCUUUUGGUAAGUGGGAAUUUUGGUUUAUUUGCUUUUUUUUUUUCCCUGUAAUGCCAACAUAUAGCCUAGUUGCUUUUCAGUAAAACUGUAUGUGUGUACAUCUUUAAAACAUACUUCUUUGUGGAUCAUUAAGAUUUUAAAAGCAGCUCAUAUUUAACUACCUACAGAUGAUGUUUUAAUGCUAAAAAGAAUGCCUGAAUUUUGGCAAAUAUUUUUAUAUGAUAACUAGAGCAUAAUCUUCCGAAGUUUUUGUAAACUGUAAAUAGACUGGGCAUUCAGUGCUGGUGUGAAGAACUUCUCUUUAGCAUUUCAAAAUGAAUCCGUAAUUAUUUUAAAACUCAUUGUAUUUCAGUACUAAGUUUUAAGACUCGGUUUUUUUCUCAAUUAAAACAUAGGCCCUGGUGAGCCAAACUUUUCUCUUAUUGUUACUCUAGAUCAUGGAGUGCCUCGGAUCCUUUCUGUACCAACGACAGGAGCGUCUUGACUCUCUCCACAAUGGACUCAUCUACUUGCUAACGGGGCAGUAGUGCUUGUAGAGCUAUUUCACCUCCUUUGCUCAGAUUCAGGGCUGAUGGUCCUAUAAAUGGCCGCUCUAGCUCUGAAGUCACUCUCUGAAAUCUCUGGAGUAGUUCGACCCACUCCCAUUUUGUUUGACAAACAAACAGAAACGUUAAUAUGAACCCUUCUCCUCUCCCCUUAAUUUGAGUGUGAACAUGCCGGAAUUCGUGACUAACGAGACAGCAUGGUUCUUUCUGUCUGGGUUGUCCCUGUGCAUACGGGACUCAUAACAGCAUUUCGGCGUGUUGCUGAGGCCGCUGUAUUUUAAUGUCAAGAUAGAAAGAGAUGACUCCUGCUUAUGUGUAUUUUUUAGGAUCGGAUUGGUUAUUGACUUAUAUUUAAAUUUGCUUCUGUAAAUUAUGCUGAGAGUUUGUCUUGAGAACUCUAUUUUUUUAUUAGAGUUAUAUUUAAAGCUUUUCGUGGGGAAAAUUAAUGUGAAUAUAAGGAAUUUUGGUACCUCAGCGACUUGUGUUGUUAAUUGAUGAGUGCGUUUUCAGUUCACGGAGCAAACUAGGAGAACACAUUUCCCCCCGUUACCAACUGCAGCGCCAGGUUUCUCCAGACGCGCUGUGGCCAGCCAGGAAGCCGUGUGCGUGAGGGUGUAUCACAGGUGGGCAUCAGAAACCAGGGCCCGUCACCAAAUUUCAAAGUGAUGUUUACUAUUUUUUGCCCUAGUAUAAAAAGCCUACACUGGGUAGAUUAGAUAGCAUAUUAUUAAUUAAAUGUCUUUAUCAUUGGCUCUUUGGCAUGCUUUAACCCGGCUAAUACAAAUUUGGGUUUUCUCUCUUCCAAAGGCUCUGUUUAUAAUAGUAUUUUAUGACACUGUUAUAAAAUUGAGCUAUAUCAAUAAAAAACCAGUUUGGACAGUAUUUAUAUAUUGCAAAUAGUUUUAAUUAUAGAAGUUAAAAUGGUUAAUUGGAUCCAUAAUCGGAGGGGAGCACCUCUUUGUGACCAACUUAGAAUUACUGCUGCCCUUCUGUCAGCUAAAUUUUAGGGUAAAGGGCUUCUGUGAAGAAUCUUAUUUUUCAGUUAGCAUAUGUUACCUAAAUUACUGCAGACUACCGCAGUAAGGUAAAUUCUGCCCCGCGUCCCAUCACAAGGUAUGUGGUCAGGUGUGACUGUGAAAUGUAAAUGAAACAGAGUCUAAAGUUUUAACAGCAAUAAAUUAAAAUGCGAAGAGUGACGAAUCAGGAACAUGUCAGUGUAGUUAACUGCUUGCAUCUCAAAACUUAAUUUCCAUCUUGAAUUUGGGUUGUCGUUUGUUUUAAGACCUGGAAGUGAUCAUUAGUUUAAGAAUGUUCAUCUACUCAGCACAUAAGGAUCAUACACUAUAAAAAUUGUAAGAGAACAGUUAAAUGAAGUUUGGCCCCAUUGUCUCUUCGGGAUGUGACUCCUUUCUGGAGAGCCGUUGUCCAGCUCUUCAUUGCCUUCCCACCUCGUGAGCAUAACUUUGAGACUUGGGCUGGUAGGGCGGGACCUAAGACCUUGCCUGUGUUGUUUGCUUGCUUGUAUGCCAUUUGUCUUUGAGUAAUGCACAUGCUGCAUUAUCUGUUCAGGCUAAAUAUUAAUUUUCACAAACAGCUGUUCUUGGAUAUUCCAGAGUUAGGUUUAGGAAGAUCCUUUAUUCAGGAAAUACAUUAGAGGGAUAGAUAGUACAAUAUACAAUACGUACACUCACUGACACGUGUUCCAGAGGGGAAUUAGCGCAGAAAUAGUCAGUAGAACAGUUUAGUAGAGGAGAAUAUGGGAUUUGCUUUCUCUUAGUGUCUUCUGAAGUGAACGUGUACAAGGUGACAGCCAGGCAUGUAGCCCACACCUGAACCCCCAGCACUCAGGAGGCAAAAGCUGGACAGUCAUAAGUUUGAAGCCAGCCUGGACCCCGUAGUAAGACUUCAUCUUUAAAAAACGCUGGAAAUGCCGUCCAGUGGGCCUGCAUCACACCUGCCUUAACAGUGUUCCUGUGCCAUCAGGUGAGCCGGCCACCACACCAGAGUCAGCAAGUGGCCUGGGCCAGCUGCAGCAGGAGCCCGCAGGCCUCACAGGCGCAGCGAUGUGACGGUCGGAACUCCCCCCCUACCGCUGCAGCUAGACAGGGGAGCUUCUCCCCUGGUGUAGGGCCUCAAGUCCGGGCCUUGCACGUACCGAGCAGGCACUCAACUCCUGAGCUACGUCCCCAGCCCUGUUUAUUUAAAAGAAGUUUUUUUAAACAGACAGGUGAGGCUGUGAGUCAGUGGGGGGGGCUUGCAGAGUGCGCGAGGCCCCGCGCUCAGUCCCCAGCGCCGAAAUCGGUCACUGACGCGCUCCAGGCCCCUCCUGCUUUACUGCUCAAAACUUCACUGUCUUGUCCUUUUAGGAGAAGGAUUUUCUUUUACUCACGAAAGGAACACUGCAGUUUACAAACCUUCCAUAGUUUUCUAGUACUCAUAUCCAUGUUACAAAACUUUACUCCAUGAUCAGUAGUCACAGAAAAGUUCUCUUUUUUGCAUUAUUUCUUUCAAAUUCUUUGGAGAGUACAUGCUGGUAACCAACUUCUAUCUGCCAGAACCAGAGUAAGGCGCUCCGGGUGUCACUGCCAGAUACGCAGUGCUCUCGCAUCUGUGAGCCCCACUCGCUUGCCUUCGCCAGUGGGAGGGCUGGGGCACUGCGAGAUAAGAACCCCAAGUUUGUGUCCGCAGCUGCCCGUGCCCUGCUGCAGGCAGGUGACUCAGCAUCCUGCUCAGCUCCGGCCGCGUGGGCCCGUCUGGGAGGAGAGCUGCUCCGCCAGGCUUUGCUUGCGGCUGAGGGGGAAUUCGGGGCCUGAGGUUCUUAACUGCGCCCCGCGGCUCGGACAGCUGUGGUGUCCGCCCGACCCUCGCUGUCUGAGUAGCAAAUGAGAACGGGCAGCCCCCCAGGGAACGGUGUGCUCUCAGCCCUGUUAGUUCCAACACUGAGCUCACUUCCACUGCAGAAGGGGUGGAAUUGAACUUGUCUGGUGAGCUUGAGACCCCGGCAGGCAGCAGUAAAGGCCACUAAAACCUAGCGAGGAGCAGAAGUUGUUACAGUUCAUACUGUGAACAUCCAGGGGCUGAGGGAAAGGAGGAAUCUUUCGUGUUUGUGGUUUCCCUGUAAAAGCCAAUCAUUACAGGGAAUUUUUUCAAAGGCAGGUACCGAUAAGACUAAUGAACCAAAGAGUUUUAUGUAGAACAUGUUUAUUAAUUUUAGUCCCCCUUUAUGGACAUUUUUAUUUCUAUCUUAAAAUGAGUCAUCUAUUUUCAUAAAAAUAAAGCAUUAAAAUGCUGUUUGAUAUGUAAGAUAACCUGAAUGAUACUCCUAUAAAAACAGGUGAUGACUGAUGAUGUGUUUGUAAUAAUGGUGAUAGAUUUUUAUGAACAAUGACUAGCUGGAGGUAUGUAGCAAUACUUAGUUAAAACUUUGGACCUCAGAUACUGUGGCUGUCUAACCUAACCCUUUAAAAAUUCUCUGCAUUGUCAGUAACUGUAGUAUACUUAAUGUACAGUGCUCAGUAUUUUUUUAAAGUUUAUGAAGUUAUAUUUAUCAAAUAAAAUUUUUCCUACAUAACAAAGUGUUUCUGUGUUAUUUAAGUAUUUUAAACUCUACUUAUUGUAACAAGCUCUGCCACAGAUUUACUGCAGUACCCCAGGAAUAUAUUUGUGCCUUUCACUAAUUGCAUUUUUUAAGGUAUAAGUUUUUGGAAUGUCCCAAUUCUAUAAAUCAUCAAUAUAGCUCCUAGAAUAGGUCCCCACAGAAAUGCACCAGCAGCAAAGACCAACGCACUUCAACGAGAAACGGCACCAUCCAUGGAGCAGCAGCCGAGCCACUUUGGAAUUUGAAAAUGCUCUGUAGAGGGUGUGCUGUUCAAAGUUAAGCUGCUAACGCGUGCGUCACACAGUGUAAUUCUCGAGGUGGGUCUGGACGAGGCGGCUCACCGCAGCAUCUUUUGUAUUUGAAGAGUUGAGUGCUUGGACUGUCUUUAGGGUGACUGCUAAGUUCUAAUGCACAAAAAUGGAGCAUGAGAAACCGUGUUCUUACUGAAGAAGAAAUUCAGGGUAGAGAAACCCCAGAACAGAGCUGUUGCGGUUUCACGGUGAAGAGCGCACGGCAGGACCCGGAGGUGGGGCGAGGUUCUCCGCCUCUGGAGAGGCUGUUCCUGGAUGCUGCAGCGCCUCCUGACGGGUCAGGUUUUCAUAGCAGGCACUGUCAGGUAAAGUGGUUUGUAUUCAGCUGGGGCAUGUAGACUGGAAAGGGCACAGAUUUUAGAGUUGCCGUUCAGUCAUUUUUGACAUCUGUAUAAUUUGUAUAACCCGUAAUAAAAUGUUUUUUCAAUUCCAGGAAA